Molecule: messenger RNA, 2144 nt
Organism: Ciona intestinalis (vase tunicate)
Lineage: Eukaryota; Metazoa; Chordata; Ascidiacea; Phlebobranchia; Cionidae
Source: RefSeq, a predicted model, not a curated record
CCAAAUUUUAUUUGUGUAUCCGGCUAUAUCCGCGUUUUUUUUGUUUCUUAUUGUAAUAGGUUUUCAAGUAUGUUAUUAGCGUACCACCUGGACCUGCUUCACAUACCGCAAUGGACAUGACUGUGAUAAAUUAGUUCCAGGGCAAAGGCAAGUCUAGAAACGCCUAUUAAUCCAAAUCUGCUGUAGCAUCUCACACGAGGCUCUUUAACAUCGUUAUUGCCAUUUUCUAAGGGUAACCGCUUACUUAUAUGCAUAAUACUUUAUUUACAUUCAUUCAUUCAAUAUACUGCGAAGUUAUAGAAAUUUAACAAUUAGCAUCGUGUUUUUAACAGUAAACGGCGCUGUUUUGGUUGUGAGAAUGCGAUUAUAUUAGUAUGUUAAUAUCCUGUAUUAACAACUAGCAAAUAGGACGAUAAAAAAAGAAAGUAAACAUGUACCAUUUUACCCCAACUAUAACAACUAUAUGUUUGUUGUCUCCUCCCUUUUGUCCCGCCUAUGUUUUGGCGCGGUUAAUAGAACAAUGCUCUAGCGGAAAAUGUAAACAAAGUAUUGACGUCGUAAGCCACGCGCGCGCGUCAUUUAAACACGUCAAACUGUGUGGUUAAAUGAACCUUAACACAAGGUAUCAAUACAUAUAUGUAACUUAGAUCAAUAGUAUAUAUCAAUACCAAUCCAUAUGAUACCCUAUGACGGCAGCAAUACGUCCACGCUUUCUUGUUUUGACGAAAAAUCAGCCCAAGGACUCCAGUCAAAACAAAGGAUCACGUGACAUGCUCUGAUUGGCCGCCCUAUUGUUGCCACACAACAGGUGCUGUGGGCUUGGUUAUUAUAGCGGGUGCCAGGUCGGAAUCGAAUCAUUCCGUGUUUAUUUUGACCGAAGAACGAACAUCCAUUUAGAAAGUCGAAAAUUUUCGCCUUUCGAUAAACGAUUAACGUUUUGAAAUUUUUUCUGGAAACUUUUCGUUCGAAAAUUCUAAAAACAGGAAACUUCUCGAUAAUUGAAAAAAGUCGAUAAGGGACUCAAGUUUUGUGAAGUAUUUCUCGUCGUCGCUGAAGAUUAUUUAGGGUUCAGUUCAGUAUAUUUUAUAUUAUCGCCGGUCAAAACCUACGUAGCAAAGCAGAUGGUUGUUGGUGUCAUUGCCAUGGACAGUACUUCAGUCAAUCCGGUGCAAAAACAAAGCAAUCCUGUUGCAAUUCCAGACUCGAACAAAAAUGAUUCGAACGUUAAUGUUAGUCCGCCACAAAAACCAAUCAACAAACAAAUGCAGAAAUUUCUGGAAGAAGAAUCUCGAAUCCAGGGUAAUGUUACGUCACAAAAAGAUGGUAGCCACACCCCAGACACACCGUCCAGCGACGAAGAACAAUUCCGGUUACCGGACGGUUCGCCAACUUUCACGAGCGUCAUGCACGAGCUGCAUGUAAGACUUACAGACAUUGAACUAGAAGAACCGAAAACACCAAUUUCCCCGCUUGCUCUUAACAGCGAAAGCUCGAACGGCGCGAAAAACGAGCCAUCUUCCCCCAAAUUCCUUCUUUCCCCAAGCGCUCCUAGAAAACGUAUCACCAGCGCUUCGACCACAGCGUCUUGCGGCCGUUCUAGGUCCAUGUCAUGGAACGCACGCAACAAAUUAGCUGCCGAGCGCCGAAAAGCAAUGCUGAAGCCCCCACCCCGUAGCGACAGUCACCCCACUAGUCCUUGUUCAAGCCCUUUAAUUAACAGAAAAGCCAUGCGGUCUAGAACGCAACCAAACACGCCAAAGCUAGCCCACAUAUCUCCCAAGUACAGAUUCCCGAACGAAGUGAUCUCAGUUUCCCACGACGACUUGGUGCGCGAGCAGGAACGCGAGCGAUAUCUAGCGGAUGGCUUUCACGAGGCAAAAUCGAUUUUUGACACUGCGGUUUAUAGUCGGUUCGGCGUCUCACCAGAAUAAAUGAGCCAAAGCACUUAACUAGUAUGAGCGGAUCACAUGUACUAGAUUGGAGAGCAUCUUGAACUCCAAACGACCAAUAUAAACGUGCAUUACGUUAUAGUUAUACCAACAUCUAUAUAUUUUCAUUUCUUCCGUUGUUUCUUUUAUUUUAUUCGUUCUGUUUGUUAUUGCGUUUGUGUCUUAACUUCGAAAAUAAAACAACAAUGUAAAAAA